Thalassophryne amazonica is the source of this 5112-nucleotide messenger RNA. RefSeq names its product cilia and flagella associated protein 65 (gene cfap65). Bases 10 to 5007 code for a protein of 1665 amino acids. NCBI's taxonomy places the organism in Eukaryota, Metazoa, Chordata, Actinopteri, Batrachoidiformes, Batrachoididae. The transcript is spliced from 34 exons. The record is from RefSeq and is a predicted model, not a curated record.
GACGCAGUCAUGUUUGCCAGCCGACCCGACCCUUUGAGUUUAUGCUCACAGUUGAAGACCACCCCUGCUAAGAAAAAUAUCAAACAUCCAGACAUUAACCAAAGACGACCCAGAGCAACCAGUAAAAGAACCUGCUUCUUUGGGGUAGAAACAUGCCAAGAAUUGCUUUGGGAGGACUGGGAAUUGGAAAAAGAUUUCACCAAGAUAUUAGUCUUAAAGAACAUCCACUGCAAGCUGCAAAAGUUACAUUUCAGGCCUCCAUUGUCCAGGUUUUUCACUACGUUGCCUCCCCAGAUAAUAAUUCUCAGUCCUGGGACCUCUUUCUCAAUGCCAGUUUCCUUCAGACCAUUUCAUAGGUGUGAUUAUGAGGAGAGUAUUGAAUUUGAGUGUAAAGAUGGCACGUUCCAAGUGUUCCUUCGAGCCAUCAUUCCCCGUCACGCUGUAGAACUGCCAGACACUGUACUCCUGCCACUCUGUGCGGUUCAACACUCCUCACACACCACUUUCCAGAUCAAAAAUAUCAGUAAACUUCAAACAUGUUUCCGUUGGGAAUAUGAGGCACCUUUUGACCUGAGCCCUGAAGAAGGAUUGCUGAAGCCAGGCCAAGAGUGUUGCAUCACUGUGGUCUUUCAACCACAAGAGGCUCUGGUGUACCAGAAACUAGCCUGCUGCAGGUUUGGAGAGGAAGGGGUGCAAGAGAACUGCUGCACUGUGAUGAUACAGGGAACAGCCAAGUACCCAUAUAUACAGAUGAGAAUUCUGGAGAGCAAUGAGAAGAAACAGCAGGGAAGUCCAGUGUUGGACUUUGGCUCUGUGGCAGUUGGCUAUACUUUGGAAAAGCACUUUGAGAUUUUCAACCCUUCACCUGUAAUGGGAUCUUUCUCUCUGUCCCGACUGUCUGGUGGUAUGCCCUUGUUGGGAUCAGAGUUCAAGUGUGAUGUCAUCAAGGGCAAAGUGGCAGCUGGUGGAUCACUGCAUGUUACAGUCACCUUUACACCUGCAGUUGUCGAUACAGUGUCUGUUGAAUAUGUGUCUGUAAAAUGCAAAGGGAGUCUCAACAAAAGCUUGCUCAAACUCACUGGAAACUGUGUAGGACCAAAGAUUGCCUUGUCUUCCUCUGUGGUGGACUUUGGCUGUAUUGAUGAGGGAGGAAUGGUCGUACGAACUGUGAAGUUACUUAAUUCUUCAGCUGCUGAGGCUGUCUACCAGUGGGACCUUGACUGUGGUGGGCAUAGUGUGUUCACUAUCCAACCAGCAGGAGGCACUGUGGGCCCAUAUAAUCAUAUCACAGUGAAGGUGGUCUACAGGCCUACAUGCCCCAUUGCACACUAUAGGAAAGUUGCAUGUGUCAUAUUGCACAGGGACCCUGUGUUUCUUGACCUGAUUGGUACUUGUCACUCAGAGCUCCAGAAACCAGCUGUACUGAAACCUGAACACUUGAUUUUGUACCAGCUUCAGUCUCAUUGUGAAGUCACUCACGACCAACUCGACUUACAGCAAGAUGACGGCAUGCAGUUGGAGCAGCAGGAAAUAAAAAAGCAGUCAAACCAGAGAACUGGCAGUGUGGCUGUCCUGACCAUCACACCAAUGGAGGAAUAUUACCAGUCAUGUUUGGGGGGCAGGGACACACUUUCUUCCUGUUCUUCUUCAUUGUCUCCACAUGUGUCUGUGAUGCCCACGGAGCUGCUGUUUAAGCAUAAAACAUCAUCUUCUUUGUGUUCUCCCUCCUCCCAGUCUGUCUCAAUCACCAACCACACCGGUGGGAAACUCAGCCUCAUGUGGACUGCUGCCCACAACUCCCCGUUUUCUGUCUCUCCAUUAUCUUCUGACCUGGCUCCACUGAAAACCACCUCAUUCAGGGUGAAUUAUAACCCCAAACAGCUCAAUACCUUUCAUGGAGCUCAGCUUGAGUGCUUUGCAUACUACAAGGGUAACUGUCAUGUAAAGGAUGGACCACUGUGUCUUCCCUGGUGUGUGACAGUCAGAGUCAUUGGCCACUCAUUUCAGCCAGACAAGCAGCAUUUCAUCCCAAACUACUCCCUGAAGCCUCCUCUAGUGGUGUUUCCAGCAUUGAAUGCUCUUUCCUAUCGGACAGCGCUCCUUCAGAACAGUGGUGACCUUCCACUCACUUUCAGUCUAGACCCAGCGCACAGCCCAAACCCAACCUUAGCUGCUUCAGUUGUAGUGGUACCGAGAUGUGGUUUAGUCCUGCCAGGAGGUCAUCAAAUCCUGACUCUCAGAACAACUCCCACGGAAAGCAGUCCUACACAGGGCUUUAGCUUACAGCUGCAGUUCAAUGCCACCAAAGAUACAAAGGAAUUGACAGUUGUCAGCUCAGUGGAAAAGCUGUGUGUGUCUCUGGAAGAAGAGAGCUGUUUAUAUUUUCAGCCAACAGCUUUGGGCACACGAACACAGCGCUCCCAUCACAUCAGGAACCUCAGCCGUCUACCUUUAUGCUUCCAGUGGAAUAUUCCAGAAUCACAACAAAAGCUCAUCUUGGUAGAACCAGAUGCUGGUGAAUUAUAUCCUAAUGAGCGCUCAGUCCAGAUCUGGUCCUUCAGCCCUCUGAUGGGGGAAAUAUAUGAAUUAAAACCUACCCUCAUGUUCUGGCCAACCCAAACUCCUGAAUGUAACAAGUCCAGCCUUACCUUAGAAGUAGUGGGGAUGGGCUGUAAAGGCACCAUAGAGGCAGAGAAGACAGUCAUAAAUACAGGGGAGAUUCUGGUUGGAAGCUGCAAAUCUGCUGAGAUUCCACUGGUGAACAAAAGCCUCUGCAGUGUCUCCUUUUGUGUCUCUGCACAGCAGACACUGCUCGACAAGAGCCUUAAUUAUGACCCCAAGACUGAGCCCAAUGCCCUGCAUUUGGACUGUGAAACAGGAGCCAUACCCUCAACCACAACACUGCUUCUUCGACUCACUAUCACACCACACAGACAAGCCCAGUACCACUGGACCAUAAGCUACCAGACACUGGACGCUAAUGGGGCUGUGUCAUCAUUUCCACAGAAACUGUGUGAAGUGCAGGCUAAGGCCGUGUUUUCGACUCUACAGGUGACUGAUGGAUGCAGUUCUGGCAGUGCAGAGAGUUUCAACAAGGUGCAACAGUGGAACCUGUUCUCAUUGGACAGCUUCAACAAGCAUCUGCUCUCAUGUCCCUCCCCUAUAGGAGUCAAUUACAGAACACCCACCAAGCACAGUCUGCGCUGUCGUUCUUCCAUCUUGACGAGACCAAUGUUGGAUUUUAACUUUGGUGGUGCUCCUAUAAAUUCAGAGCCCUCUGUGUUUGUGCUGAUGUUUCACAACCCUGGAUUUCAUCCUGUUGACUGGGCAUUUUUGUUUCCAGGUGACCGGCAGAUAGAGUUGGACUACUCCACAGAGACAGGAGAGUUCAGCAGCACUGAGCUGCACAAGACGAAGGUGCCGUACACCUGUCUCUUCAGUGUGUAUCCACGCGCUGGUACUUUGUUGGCUGGUCAGAAGAAGGCAGUGGAAUUCAAAUACAGCCACAGCUUUGUGGGAACCAAUCGGCUUCCUGUCCUGUUUAAGUUUUCUCACAGCAGAGAAAUUUUGCUGAGCUUCCAGGGGGUGACAGUGGAAAGAGACAGACCAUAUCUCCACUCUGUCUCCAGCCGGCAUGUCUUCACCUCUGUGAACAUUGGGGAAAGUCCUCCCAGACAGAUGUAUGAAGUAUACAAUGCUGGUGCAGUUCCAGUCCGUUAUAAAGUGGACAUGACUCCCAUGAUACAGCUGCAGGCUGACAACUUUAACCAUCCAGUGUUAUGCUGCCUCAACCCAGAGGGCGAGGUCCAACCUGGGAGGACUGCCACACUGGAAUGGAUCUUCUCUCCUUUGGAGGCUAAGAUGUACCAAAUGAACAUUCCUAUCCAUACUGUGGGUGGGGACUCCAUGCUGGUGAGGUUUGAGGGAUGCGGGUUGUCAGACAUAUGUAAUAUCAGUGAUACUAAGCUGUCUGCACCCUGUAUCCAGAGGACGUCUUUCCCAGGACAGCUGGUGUUCAUGUCCGAGGACUGUAUGUCUUUUGGUGACAUCCCAGUGGGCUCACGAUCUUCAAGAGCCUUCUUCCUCACCAAUGUUUCCCCCACUGAAACUGUUCUGUAUAAAUGGACGCUGUCCCAACAAUACAAACAGGUGGUGGAGGUCCGUCCAGAUCGAGGUAGACUGUGUCCAAAGGAGACUUCUCUUUGUUUCCUAACCUUCACUGCUUGUCACUGCCCCACUGUUUAUCAGCUGGAUCUCAUCUGUCAGAUUACCCAGGAGGCAUUACUGACUCAUUACAAUAAUGAGUUACUGCAAUGGGAGGAAGAGAAGAAGAGACAGCAGGAUGAAUUCAUCAUCACGGACAAAAAGCUUCCAUGCCAAAAGAUUCUGAUAGACAAGGAGUCUGAAGCACCUUCAAUCUCAAAAGGACCCCCACUCAGGAAAUACAAGACUCUUCCUCCCAUUGGUUCCAGUAGUAGGUGUAAUACACUAGAAGCUGUUUGUCCAAGAGUCAAGCGGAGGGCACAGAGAGAAUUAGCCAAUGUAUGGAAACGUCCUGAACCUCCCCAACCUGCUCUGCUGCACCUGUUGGUUACGGCACACUCCCACGGACCACUGGAGAACUUUACAGACUUCUUCAAGGAGCGUGACAAACACUCCAGAUGCCUCCAGUCAGUGACGUCUCAAAGACCUCAAAACACCUCUUCCAGCUCUCUGCCCCCUGCCGGGAUACAAGACCCAGAGAGAGACUCCAGACCUUGUCUCACCUCCUCCCCUCAGAAGACAAAGAUUGAUGGAAGCGAGUGGGCAGCAGAAUUUACUGACAUGUGCGAAGCCAUUCUGUUGAACACCAUUCAAAAUCUGAUGUUGGAGGCCGACAGGAGAGAGUUUGACCUCACAGCUCACCCCCGCAACAUUGCCCUACGACCCGUGUCUGCUAGACUGUCCACUGCAAAGGAGGACAAAGAGAAAAACAUAAAGGAACCAGGAGGGAGCUUCCAUGCAUGACUUCCAAACAAGGACAAGCUUCCUCUGUUACUGAAACCUGACCUCUGACCCUUGUCCUCCUCACUUUCUUCAGUCGUUUAGUUUUUAAAAAUCUUCUAUGGUAUU